Plutella xylostella (diamondback moth) is the source of this 1861-nucleotide messenger RNA. RefSeq names its product UBA-like domain-containing protein 2. Lineage: Eukaryota; Metazoa; Arthropoda; Insecta; Lepidoptera; Plutellidae. Gene Ontology annotation, molecular function: protein binding. The record is from RefSeq and is a predicted model, not a curated record.
UAGACGUUCUCUAUGGUUAUAUUGACAAAGAUUGUGACGUUUGUAUUAUUUUCAGUUGUGUUGUGCCUUUGCUUGAUAUUUCUUUCGUAAUUCAAUAGACUUAAUUUAAAGUAAAGUACAAUGGAUUCGGCUUUACGGGAACAAGUUAUGAUAAACCAAUUCGUUCUGGCGGCAGGAUGUGCACGAGAACAAGCUAAACAACUAUUACAAGCUGCACACUGGCAAUUUGAGACGGCCCUGUCAAUAUUCUUCCAAGAAGUGGCACUACCAGCCGGCGCAAAUGGGAUUGCAGCACCACAUUAUCGUCAGCAACUAAUGACGCCGUGCAACACGCCGGCGACGCCGCCCAACUUCCCGGACGCGCUGGCGGCGUUCUCCCGGCUGUCGACGGGCAGCCCGGGCGCCGCCGCCGGGCCCGCGCCGCCGCCGCCCGUGUCGCCGCUCGCCACGCACCCGCCGCCCGCCCAGCACUACGCCGGCUCGCCCAGCGCGCAGGCCAGCUACCCGACGCAGUAUGCCGCCUGCAGUCAGUCCACUACGUUUUGCGGCCAACACAUGCCGAGAUAAAUGGAAAUGUUAGGAUAGGAGCAGCUAUAAUUUAUUUUUCUAAUGGUGCGAAUUGUGAGCUGUGGAAUUGUGGACGAAAAUUGUAUAUUUGUUUAAGGAAUCGCCUCCGCAGUAACGCUUGCUGCACGCGCGGAGGCGUCGUAGUCAAUCAUGUUAGAUAUUAUGUUAUCAUUAUCAUUUUAUGUACAGACAAUUCAGAGGACAUUAUUCACUCAUUGAAACAUAAAAUGCUACGUUUACGAACUUUAUAGUUAAGAUUAAUCAAGUUACAUGUGUAGUGUGUAUGUACAGUUUCAGUAAUAUUUCCGACGAAUAGGAGUAUAAUUAAUACUGAUACUUCAUCAAACUUUCUAUUCAAAUUUGUACCUACCUAUUUAGGUAUACUUACAUAAUAUAACGGUUUGUAAUCACUUGUUAUUAAUUAUUUUAUAAGUGUUAAUGAGCCAUGUUCUUCAAGGUAUUAUCAAAAAUCAUAAGAAGAUAUUAAUGUAAAUAGGUGUAGCGAAAUUUAGCAUAAAAGACAAUAGAGAGAAUAUAAAGUGAUUAUGUAUCGUGGUAAUAAAAUUAUUUUUUGAAGUUAUCUCUAACGACGAGCGUAUUUGAAAUUAGAAAUGGCAAAUCAACAUUGCAUGUUCUAGUGUUGUGCGCAAUACAGAGGACGCGGGCGUUUCAGUGUAUUGCUUGUAACACAAUUAUUAUAUUACGAUUAUUAUAGAUUAUUUGCCCUAGUUUGCGUUUAAUUAUUUCAGAUAUUGUUGGUAACAGAUAUUCGGAAAUGUUUGGUAGGUAAAUGUUAAUGUCUUGCUCUCUUUAUAUUUCAUGUAAGAGGGAGACAAAAUUGAUGUUUUCCAGCUUCCAUUCAUAAAGGUUUUAAUGUUAACAAUCUUGAAUAAACUAGGUUUAAAUGGGUAAUUGUAAUGUGGAUGUCAUCCUCUCUUUAAUAGUAUUCGUAUGCGAUGCGACCAUGUAAGUUAAUCAUUACAAUAGUGUAGACGAUUAUAAUACAAAAUAAUCCCGUUUUUUGUUUGACCAUGUCCUAUUUGAAAAACUGUUGAUUAGUUUCUCACGACGCAAACUAUCAUAUAAACGUUGAUGUCUAUUGUAUUCAUUAUUUAGUACAUAUGCUGCUAAAACAGCUGCUUAAAUUAGCAUUAAUAAGAAUUUCUGAGAAGAAAACGAGUACCUGUAACGUUUACAUUUUCAUACUCAAUAGAUUAUUAAUGGUUUUCUCAUAACACCGCAUCAACUAUUAUAUGAAUUUGUACAGCAUAAAUAAAAAAUAUAAUAAAAUAAA